AUCUGGGGCAGCUCCAGUCUUUCUUCUUUAACCCCACCUACAGGCGCAUUUCUCAACUCUGCGCUCCUCUACCUGUGGAGGGGAACUAAAUCUGUGCGUUAAAGGACUAAAACGACAUCAAAACAACAAAAAAAUCACUGGAAAUAUAUUUAGUCACUUGUUCCUGUAACUGAUUAUGGACUAGUAUUUCUUUUGAUUUGAAGAUACUACUAUCAUCCAGAGGAGAAUUCCAGAGAAAAGCUAUUUGACUGCCAGCCAAGGACAUGGACUGGAAGACCUUCCAAGCCCUCCUCAGUGGGGUGAACAAAUACUCAACGGCGUUUGGGCGAGUAUGGCUGUCUGUGGUAUUUGUGUUCAGGGUGAUGGUAUACGUGGUGGCGGCGGAGCGAGUGUGGGGCGACGACCAGAAGGACUUUGACUGUAAUACCAAGCAGCCUGGCUGCCCCAACGUCUGCUACGACCACUUCUUCCCUAUCUCCCACAUCCGCCUGUGGGCCCUGCAGCUCAUCUUCGUCACAUGCCCUUCCUUCAUGGUGGUGAUGCAUGUGGCGUACCGUGACGACCGUGAGCGCAAGUACAGGGCCAAGCACGGUGAGGACGCCAAGCUGUACAACAACACGGGCAAGAAACACGGCGGCUUGUGGUGGACCUACUUGAUCAGCCUCUUCGUAAAGACGGGUGUCGAGAUUUCCUUCCUCUACAUCCUCCACCGAGUGUAUGACAGCUUCUACCUGCCAAGGCUGGUCAAGUGUGAGGUGUCACCUUGCCCCAAUCAGGUGGACUGCUACAUUGGCCACCCCACAGAGAAGAAGGUCUUCACCUACUUCAUGGUUGGAGCUUCGGCCCUCUGCAUCAUCCUAAACAUCUGCGAGAUCAUUUAUCUAAUCUCCAAACGCAUUGCACGAAUUGCAAACAAGAUCAAGAGGCGCAAUCGCAACAUGGCCGUGUAUCACGAUGACUACAGCGACGACCCCUUUAACAACUCCAACCUGCCAAUGUCCAGGCAGGACCUGAAAGAAAGGCCUCCAUCCUUCAAGGCUUACAAGCCUUCAUACAGGCCUUCCGCACUCAAACUUGAAGAGAAGAUAAGGGCCUCUGCUCCUAACCUGUCCACUACUUGAUCAAAGCCAAAAUCAGGCCAAACAUCAAGAGUUCAGUAGUGCUUAGACGAGAAACCAAUGACAAACCUCAGAAACAGACUCAGAGCUAUGAGCCAACCUACAGUGUAUGUCAGACCCUGGAAGUUGAGUCAUCAGUACUGGAUUCAUCCUGUGGGACUCCUGUGUCCACAUCGAAGACUCUUUUGGAGCACUUGAACUUUGGUUUCCAAGUCAACAUUCAUAAUAUUUACAAGUCAACUAGAGCCAAAUUGAUUUGUUAAUGAUAUGUGAGGUUCCUUUUUAAAUACAAUAAAGGUCUGUGUGCCUUGUCAACUUCACAGCUUCACCCGUUAGAACAUUCCAGUAAAGUUUCACUGUCUUUCUUGCGAUUGGAGUUAUGACAGCAAGGAAAGGAGCCACUCCGCUGCACAUAAGGAGUCAGGACACACCUGGCAGAGGUAUUCACCCUCCCUGCCAGGGUGUACAGUGGUGUAUCAGGGUGUUCUGUGGUCACAGAGUGUUACAUGUGCAUUUCAGUGAUCUCUGUUAUUUAAUCUCAAAUCAUGGCUCCAUGUCACCGUUUUGGUGUCUGAUGAUCUCAAGUUUUUAAGUGUGGUAAAUGAUUGUGUGUGUGGAUGCUCUCAAAGUCAUAAAGUUAUGGCUGAGUAAUACUUGAAUGUGUGGAAACUGGGCCAAAAUGACUUUUUUAAAAAUGGCGUUUAUUCUCUUGGAUAAGAUUCAUGACAGCGACAAAAUGCAUAUAUCGUCGGUGUAUUUCUCUAUGUAAAACCUCUGCAGGCAUAAGCUUGCUCUCAGAUUCAUGCUGCACAGCUACAUGUUUUACAUAGACUGCUUUGACAUGCUUGUACACAGCCUCGCCUCAACCAAGACCACUGUUGAUUUAAAUAAGGCGAAAGGAAUGCUGCUGUUUAAUUCUGUGUUGGUAGAGCUGGGCCACAGCGGAGGAGGUGGGAGGAAGCUCGGACAAACAAAUCGUUCAUCGAACUGUUGCGUGAUUUUGUGAGUCACUAAUCGUCUUGUUGCACUUGUUGUUAAUAAUGUUUUUAUAAAAAAUGUAAAUAAAUUAAAUUAAAAUGUA
Toxotes jaculatrix (banded archerfish) is the source of this 2199-nucleotide messenger RNA. It is a transcript of the gene gjb3, whose product is annotated as gap junction protein beta 3. Gene Ontology annotation, cellular component: connexin complex. Gene Ontology annotation, biological process: cell communication. The transcript has 2 exons. NCBI's taxonomy places the organism in Eukaryota, Metazoa, Chordata, Actinopteri, Toxotidae. The record is from RefSeq and is a predicted model, not a curated record. The coding region runs from base 264 to 1121 and encodes 285 amino acids.